Molecule: messenger RNA, 910 nt
Organism: Corythoichthys intestinalis (scribbled pipefish)
Lineage: Eukaryota; Metazoa; Chordata; Actinopteri; Syngnathiformes; Syngnathidae
Gene: vamp3
Product: vesicle-associated membrane protein 3 (cellubrevin)
Exons: 5
Coding region: 469-777 (102 amino acids)
Biological process (GO): SNARE complex assembly; vesicle fusion; vesicle-mediated transport
Cellular component (GO): plasma membrane; SNARE complex
Molecular function (GO): syntaxin-1 binding; SNAP receptor activity
Source: RefSeq, a predicted model, not a curated record
GAAAAAACAGCGUCGUUCUCUGCCGAAAUCCUCUUAAAUUUAUUUUAUGUUACUUAAACGUCACUUAUAUCAUGACGUACGGUUAUUCAUGCUAAUAGCAAUGUAGAAAGCACGCAUUACUAACGUUGGUUGUACAAUAGUUACCGACUGAAGUAGACAAAAGUAAUCAAAGCCAAGCCACACAUCUCCGUCGUUUCACUCAAGGAAAAUCAAAGUUUUGCUUACUUAUCAAUUUACAAACAACAGCGAUAGUGAUUUGUGUACGUCAGACAGGCUAACAGGUUUUCAAAUUUAGUUUUAGAGUUCAGCCGACUCUAUAGUAGUGUGUGUGUGUUUUUUUUUAACGGCUCGAAAGUGGGAAGCUCCAACUUCCCAGUACAACUCCAACGCAGCUUGAAAUUGUUACGAGUUGGAACUCGCUCGAAAAAAGAAAACAUCCGGUGAAUAUUAGGCAACUUUCACCUCAUCAUGUCAGGCUCAGUUCCAGAAGGGUCCGGCGCAGGGUCAAGCAACAAGCGUCUGCAACAGACCCAAGCCCAGGUUGAUGAGGUGGUGGAUAUCAUGCGCGUGAAUGUGGACAAAGUGCUGGAGCGUGACCAGAAAUUAUCGGAACUGGACGACCGAGCAGAUGCGCUCCAAGCCGGCGCGUCGCAGUUUGAGACCAGUGCGGCAAAGUUGAAGAGGAAGUACUGGUGGAAGAACUGCAAGAUGUGGGCUAUCCUGAUAGCUGUCCUACUGAUCAUUGUGGUCAUCAUUAUCAUCUGGGCGAAAGCAUAAAAGAGCAUCAAGAAGAGGAAUGGAGCAACAUGCAUCACUGAUCGGCAAAGAGCCAGAAGUCACAUGAUGAAUGGCUUCUUAGUUCCACAUUUUUUUUUUUUUUUUUGAAGGAGGGGUGAGGGGGGGGGGGGGG